This is a messenger RNA of Ochlerotatus camptorhynchus, 1839 nucleotides long. RefSeq lists its product as uncharacterized. The transcript has a single exon. The record is from RefSeq and is a predicted model, not a curated record. Bases 1 to 1839 code for a protein of 612 amino acids. Lineage: Eukaryota; Metazoa; Arthropoda; Insecta; Diptera; Culicidae.
AUGAAAAAGCAAGACCAACGAAGCCAGAUGAUUUUGUGGAUCAGCGGAGAUCCUGAUGAAGAACCGGAGGUGUACGUCGAGCAAGUAAUGACGUUAGGUGCAGCAUGUUCGCCGUGUUGCGCGCACUACGUCAAGAACAAGAAUGCGGACAGAUUCGUGGAAGAUUAUCCAAGGGCAGUCGAGUGCAUCAAACACGAACACUAUGUCGAUGACAUGUUGACCAGCGUUGAGACUGAAGAGGAAGCGGUGAAAUUUGCGAGCGAAGUCCGAUCCAUUCACUCACAGGGUGGCUUCGAAAUACGUAACUGGUUGUCAAAUUCAUCAGCAGUCGUCAAGCGUCUACACGAAAACAGUACCACAGAGAAGGACAUGAGCCUUUGUGCGUUCAUGGCAACGGAAAAGGUGCUAUGCAUGUGGUUGGAUACUGCCACCGAUUCGUUUACGUUCCGAUUGUCACCGAAGCACAAUGUGGACUUGCUUUCCGGAACCAGGAUGCCUACCAAACGCGAAGUCCUGCGUAUAUUGAUGGCGAUUUACGACCCUAUGGGACUCAUCUCCAACUUUCUCAUCUACUUGAAGAUCCUACUGCAGGAAAUAUGGCGAGCCGGAUGCGGCUGGGAUGAUGAAAUCGACGGGAAGCUAGGCGAAAGAUGGAUAACCUGGGUAGAAGCGUUGCCGAACGUCCAACAAGUGAGCGUACCUCGCUGUUACCGCAAUGUGACAACUGCCGAGCCUACGAAUACCGUAGAAUUGCAUAUUUUCUGCGAUGCGAGCGAAAACGGAAUGGCUGCCGUGGCUUACUUCAGGUUCGAAGAAGAAGGAAACAUGGAGUGCGCGCUGGUUGGCUCAAAAACAAAGGUGGCCCCUUUAAAAUUCCUCUCGAUCCCACGACUUGAAUUACAAGCGGCCGUAAUAGGCGCUCGUCUAGCUGAAUGUAUCACUAACUCACAUCGUAUGAAAAUAUCGCGGCGGGUUUUCUGGACCGACUCCCGUGAUGUGAUAUGCUGGCUCCGUUCUGAUCACCGACGCUACAGCCAAUUUGUGGCAUUCAGGAUCAGCGAGUUACUAGAUACAACACAAGUAAAUGAGUGGAGAUGGAUUCCGACCAGAAAGAACGUAGCUGACAAUGGGACGAAGUGGGCACGGUUACUGGACUUUCAGCCAAACAGUCGUUGGUUCCGUGGACCCGAUUUUUUGUGGGAACCUGAAAGCGAAUGGCCUGGCGAUGGCGGAGAUCAAGGCUCAACCACGGAAGAAAUCCGUCUCAGCGUUCUCCGGCAUACAAUCACCGAACCUUUAGUAUGUUUUCAACGCUUCUCCAAAUGGAAACGGCUGCUGAGGACUGUUGCAUACGUUCAUCGCUUUGUGGUGAAUCUUCAUAAGCGUAUCAAUAGAACAGAAACAGAACUUGGCCCGCUAACGCAGAAGGAGUUGAAUCGUGCCGAGAGCAUCAUCUAUCGACACGUUCAACAGCAAGCAUACCCGGACGAAAUCCAACUGGUCUGCAGCAGUAAUCCAGAGGCGCAGCCAUGGGAGCGUACUUUGCCGAAGACUAGCCCGGUAUAUAAGCUCAGCCCAUUCAUCGACGAGCACGGUGUUCUACGGAUGCGUGGACGUAUCGAUGCUUGCGAGUAUGUAGAUGAAUCUACCAAGAAUCCAAUCCUUCUGCCCAGGCGCAACUACGUAUCCGAUCUAGUGCUCGCCGAUUACCACGCUAGAUACCGUCACCAGAAUCACCACACUGCGCUGAACCAGAUUCGACUAAAGUACAACAUCCCCCGUCUUCGUACAGACUUCGAACGAGUUCGCAGAAACUGUCAGCGUUGCAAAAUUUGGUAA